Molecule: messenger RNA, 726 nt
Organism: Prosopis cineraria
Lineage: Eukaryota; Viridiplantae; Streptophyta; Magnoliopsida; Fabales; Fabaceae
Product: RING-H2 finger protein ATL78-like
Exons: 2
Coding region: 140-562 (140 amino acids)
Source: RefSeq, a predicted model, not a curated record
AAUGAUUGUGUGAUUGGCCAUAUCAUGGGGUCAGUGUAGUUGCUUUGGGUACCAUCCAACUGAUGAGUCGUCUUCUCCACCGCCUCCAUCUUCUUUAUGUACCUUCCCUCUCUGCUUCUCCUUCUCCUCUUGUCCGUCCAUGGCUGAUUCUCCCUCUCCCUCUCCCUCUCCCUCCACUCUCCACCAUCCCUCCGGUCUCAGUCUCACCGUCCUUGUCGCCGCCGUUGUCUGCGCCUUCCUCUGCGCCCUCGGCCUCAACACCAUGCUCCACUGCGUCUUCCAAUGCGCCGUCACUGAACCGCUCCAGUGGAUCGCCUCUCGCCGGAUCAAUUCCGGCCUCAAGAAGAAAGACAUGAUUUCAGCGAUGGAGAUCGAAUUAGGUUUCUCCCAAACUGCAGUCACACAUUCCAUGUGGCUUGUAUUGAUAAGUGGUUGCUCUCUCAUUCAUCUUGCCCGACUUGCCGCCAUUUUCUCAAGUCCUCCACAGAUUCACUCAACUCCUUGCACCUUGUUAUACAGUAGAUAUGUAUGUGCGUGCGUAUCCAUGUUAAGAAAAAUUUAGGCCAGGAAGAGGAAGACCAGAUAGAUUAAUCAUGGGAGUUGUAGGAUGAGACUUUUUUAAUGAAUAAUAUUUAUAAAAGCUUGGUUGAUAAUAACAUACAAUCACUUUAUGCAAUUUAUGUAACAGACUCUCUUUAGUAAAAUAAAAUUUCUUGUUGGUUUCAA